AUGGCCGGGCGGGAGGCCCAGUGCUGCUGGCUGCUGCUCACACUCGCCCUGGAAGGUAUCCUUGCAGGCGAUUGGUCAGUUCGUCUCCCCUCUAGUCCGAUCUGCGCUGUGAUUGGCUCCUCUGUGGUUCUCCCUUGUUCCUAUGACUACCCCCAAAGUUCUAGUGAACCCAAGGAGGAGGGGCAGCUCUCCACUCAGGGAGGAGGAGGAGGAGGAGGAGGACAGUACAGCGUGCUGUCUGAGAUGUGGUGUCUGGAGGACAGCCGCUGCAUCACGUCGAGCUACGUCUUCCACAGCGCCGGCAUCUUCCCACACCCGUCCUACCAGAACCGGGUGGAGUACCUGGGGCAGCCGGGGACCAACAACUGCUCCCUGAGGAUCUCUGACGUGAGGCCGUCGGACAGCGGGGCCUACGUCUUCUACCUCAUCACCAGCCACCCGGCGCAGAAGAUGCCGGAGCAGAGCGGCGUCCAGCUGCUGGUGGCAGACUCCUCCGGUGGCGUCACGGCGUCCGCCAGUCCCCCCAGUGAACUCACUGUGGGCCGAGCCUUACGCCUGGCCUGCUGCGGCCCCACCGACGCUCCGCGGGCCCGGUUCACGUGGUUCAAGAGCGCCGGCGCCGGCCCGGGGCACGCCGGGCAGGUGUGGAACAUCGCCGAGGUUACGCCCGAGGACUCCGGCAGCUACUACUGCCAGAUGCACGCCGGAGACGACGUGCACAACUCCACUCGGCUGCAGGUGGACGUGGAGUAUGCUCCUCGAAACACGGCCGUGUCUCAGACGCCCGGCGGCCUCCCCGUGACUCUCACCUGCAGCAGCGACGCCAACCCGCCCGUCCGCACCUACACCUGGUACCAGGGUGCGGCGUGUCUCCCCACGGCCGACAGAGGCCUCCAUCCCGGGAGGCGCCGCCCCGCUGCUCCCGCGGGACGGCGCCCGACGCUCAGCGCCGCCAACUUCACCGCCGAGCGGUACGGUCGGCACUGCUGCGCGGCGCGCAACAAGCACGGCUCUCAGUACCGGAGCGUCACCCUCGAAGGGGCCAGAGCCGCGACCCCGUCCAAGUCUUCAGGGAGCAGACUGUGGCUCAUCGGCGUGACCGUCGCUGCUCUGCUGGUCAUUCUGGCCUUAGCGGCCUUCUUCAUGAGGAGGAGACAGAAGGCAUCCAGACGCCAGUCCUAUGUCCUCACGGAGACCACUGCUUCCUAAGAAGAGACCUCCCUUAUGUCUUUAAAGUCAUGAGAACGUGUUUAUUUUAAACCCUCAGGCGCUCCUGUGUGUUUAUGUUGUAAACCCUGAUGACACCUUCACACGUCGCUGGGAUUUACAAUCGUAUUCUGCCGGGGUAAAUUCAGUGGUGUUUAUUAAACUCUCCUUUGACUACUGAAA
This is a messenger RNA of Pseudoliparis swirei, 1389 nucleotides long. RefSeq names its product sialoadhesin-like. The record is from RefSeq and is a predicted model, not a curated record. Bases 1 to 1209 code for a protein of 402 amino acids. NCBI's taxonomy places the organism in Eukaryota, Metazoa, Chordata, Actinopteri, Perciformes, Liparidae. The transcript is spliced from 8 exons.